Molecule: messenger RNA, 2635 nt
Organism: Pelodiscus sinensis (Chinese soft-shelled turtle)
Lineage: Eukaryota; Metazoa; Chordata; Testudines; Trionychidae
Source: RefSeq, a predicted model, not a curated record
GCCGCGCGGGUGUUUCCCAGCAGCGCGCACGUUGCGGGUGAGCCUGCGGGCGGGCUGGCGAGCGGCUCUCAGACCCCUGCGGCGGGGCCGCGUUUGACUCAGGCUGCGCCGUUGUCUCCCGUGAGGGGUUUGAGCACGGACUGCGUCCCUCUGUGUGUGUGAGAGAGAGACUGCACCCCGCUCUCAAACUCCGUGUGUGUAAAUACGCCGCUUUCCUGUUAAUCACGAGAGGGAGGCGCGGGAGUCUUCCACGCGAUUUGCUCGCCGGAGGCGGAUGAACUGGGCUGCAGUGCCCCCGCAAGUGCACGAACGCGCGGCGGUGUCCUGUGGAGGGAGAUUCUCAGGAAAUACGUUUUGUGGAAAAGCUUGAGACAUUAAACUCUUAUUCCCUUCUCUGGUGGAGUUCAUCUUCCUUUCUGACUGCUGCUAAACUCAGCGUGCCUGGGAUAAUGCUUAUCCCUGGUUCAGACAGGAUCUAACAAUAAGGACAUCAUCUAGGAGAACUAGAGACCAGAGAAACUUAUGUUGCAAGUAGCGAUGCUGCCACUAUGGGAAAUGUUUCUUUACUUGCUUCUUUCAUUUGGCUUCCACUUUUAUUCCUUCUAUGAAGUAUACAAAGUCUCCAGAGAAUAUGAAGAGGAACUUGAAAGAGAAUUUGAAUUGGAAAAAGAUACUCUGUUUUGGGGACUUAAAAAGGACCCCACAGACUUUGAGUGGACCUUCUGGAUGGAAUGGGGAAAGGAACGUAUAAUAUGGCUUCUGCUUGGUCAUCUAAUGGUGUCUCAGAUGUCAAGGCUGUUUAUGGAAAAGUACCAACCCUGGUGUCUGAUGGCAUACGGAAUGGUGGCCUGCUGGUUUCUGUUGGGAAUCAAUGGGUUGGCAGUGCUUUUGCUACAUAUAGCCAUUUCGUUUUCUGUGGCUCAGUUUCAGACAGCAGUCCUGACAUGGCUGUGCUCACUGCUUUUGUUAUCAGCAUUACGCGUACCAGCUUUGGAAGAAGCAAUGAGAGGCUGGUAUGACAGUGAAAAUGAAUACUACUUGCUGCUCUUCACCCUGACUGUUCGCUGCCUCUAUUAUACUAGUUUCAGCCUAGAAUACUGCUGGCAUGGGUCUACCCAGAAGAGGUAUCACUCAUUUUUUUGGAUGCUCGCCUACAUGUUCUACUACCCUGUGUUCCACAAUGGACCCAUUAUGACCUUCAAUGAAUUUACUAAGCAGAUGAGGAGACAAGAAGCCUGCAGCUUGAAGAGCAACCUUUGUGUUUUACUGCUGGGCGUAGUUCGCAUUUUCUUUUGGUGGUGGCUGGCAGAGCUGAUAAUUCAUCUCAUGUAUAUCCAUGCCAUAUAUAGUAGUUCUUCACAUCUGGAAGCAGUGUCUUACUGGACCUUAGGUGGCCUGGCAUUAGCUCAAGUACUAUUUUUUUAUGUGAAAUACCUGGUUCUCUUUGGUAUUCCUGCUCUUAUUAUUCGAAUGGAUGGACUCAAACCUCCAGCUUUACCUCGCUGUGUGAGCACUAUGCACAGUUUUGCUGGAAUGUGGAGAAGUUUUGAUGUUGGACUGCAUCAUUUUCUUAUCAGGUACAUCUACAUCCCAAUGGGAGGAUCCCAUGGCGGUGUGUUUGGGAUGUUGUUUUCCACCGCAGCCACUUUUUCUUUUGUAAGCUAUUGGCAUGGGGGCCAUAACUACCUUUGGUUCUGGGCAGCACUUAACUGGCUUGGAGUAAUUGCAGAAAAUGGAGUCAGGAGGCUACUGUCUGUUUCACUUGUUCAAGAGUUAAUUGAUCGUUUUUUCUCACCAGGAAUUUGCCGUCGACUUCAUGCUGCCCUGGCAGCUAUUUCCACUUCAAUGUUGAUUUUAUCCAAUCUAGUGUUCCUUGGAGGUAAUCAGGUUGGGAAAAUCUACUGGAACCGAAUCUUUGUGGAAGAUCUCAAAGGACAUUCCAGGAGCCAGUAUCAUUAUUGCCUAUGUACAGAUGAAGAAAAGGAGGCACACAGGCCCAGAUCCCCAAAGGGAUUUAUGCACCCUAAACUCUGUUUUAGGCACCAGUGCAAUCCACAAAAUUUGCACUUGGCUGGCACCUAACCCUGUAACUCUUUAAAUUCAUUCAGUGCCUAAAUAUGUGUUGUAAAAGUUGCCUGGUAUACUGAUGUGGGUCUUCCUCAAUCUCUCCUGUUCAAGCUUUUCCACUUUGGAAAAAUAAUCAUUAAAGCAGGGGAACUGGAUCCUGGGACUCUGAGCUCCCACGUGAGUGCCCUAACCCACCAGCCUACAAAGUCAACCUGAUACUUUUUUGGGCUAAUGACUAUUGAAGUAUGCGUAUGAAGUAGAAUCGUUUUAACAGGAGAGACUGAGAGAACCAUAUCAGAUGUUCCCAUUGGACUAAAACUAAUAAUGGAGGCAGCACCACCACUCCCUCUUGCAAGAAGUGAGGUUACAUGCCUAUGCACAAAGAUCUUAGGCACUUAAACCAGAGUUUGUGGAUUCCAGUGAUUUUCUACAUACCUAAAAGUUCAACUCUGGAAUGCUACACGCCGCAUAAGUCUCUUUAUAGACUGUAGCCAUGGAGCCUUUCAUCUCUAGAUAUGGGGCCAACAGACUCGCUGGGCCCUUGAGCAACAUGGGGGCGGGGGCUGGC